AUGCCGCCUAAAAGACUUUGUCAUUUUAACGAAAAGUUGCAAGAUGAUUUCCCAUUUAUUAAAAAACUUAAAUCUACUGACGAUUUCAAUGUACAGUGUACAACUUGCCAUGGAACUUUUUCAGUAAGUCAUGGUGGACGAUCGGACAUAAACGAUCACCUUAAAACGCAAAAACAUAAGUUAGCUACAAGRUCAUCGAUUCAAUCUGGUAAAGUUUUCAACUAUUUUUCUGCUUUGGUUCCUACUGAAAAUGAUUUUUUGUUAGCCGCCCGCGAAGCUACUUUUGUGUAUUAUACAGUAAUUCACAAUCACAGUUUUCGUUCUAUGACUUGUACAUCGGAACUGAUUCGUCAAUGUUUAAACGACAAAAAAUUCACGUGUGCAAAAACAAAAACCAGGGAAAUAGUUGUCAACGUUAUUUGCCCGUACAUAGUUGAUAAUACUUUAAAAGAACUAUCUUCUGCGAAUUAUAUAUCUGUUUUAGUUGACGGUUCCCACCACAAAGCAAUUAAACUAGUACCUGUUGUUGUUCGUUAUUUUUUGCCUCAUGUUGGUGUAAAAAACAAAAUACUAGAGUUCUCAAAUUUGCCCGGUGAAACGUCUGAUUUAAUUACUUCUAAAAUUAUUGACGUUCUUACUAAAUUCGGAUUAAAGCAAAAAAUUGUUGCACUAUCGGCUGAUAACACAAACACUAAUUUUGGUGGAUUAAAUAGAAAAGGAAAAAAUAACGUGUACACAAAACUUCAGACAGAAUUAAAAAAAGAUAUACUUGGAUUAAGUUGCAACGCUCAUAUUCUACAUAACGCUGUACAAAUCGCGUCAGAUAAUUUACCUAUUGACGUAGAAGCUAUUACAGUUAAACUUUUUGGAUAUUUCCACAUUUMUACAGUGCGGGUAGAAAAAUUAAUAGAAUUUUGCAAUUUUGCUGAUGUCCAAUACCGUGAUAUUUUAUCACAUGCCAAAACUAGAUGGCUAUCGCUGUCUCCUGCAAUUGACAGAAUUAUUUUAAUGUUUGAUGGCCUAAAGUCAACAUCUGAGACAUGGGUGGAGGGCGCAGCUGAUGAGUUUGAUGUGUUUGAUUCUAGUAAGUCGACUUUGGUUCGGAGAUCAGAGAUUUCAAGUGAGUGGGCAUCAAAACGUGAAGUGAGAGCAUUGAUACUCGAUUUGAGUUCAGUACCUAAGGAUUUGUGGCCUGCCAAUAAUUUAUCUUGA
Molecule: messenger RNA, 1212 nt
Organism: Diuraphis noxia (Russian wheat aphid)
Lineage: Eukaryota; Metazoa; Arthropoda; Insecta; Hemiptera; Aphididae
Source: RefSeq, a predicted model, not a curated record